Messenger RNA from Porites evermanni, 2984 nucleotides. NCBI's taxonomy places the organism in Eukaryota, Metazoa, Cnidaria, Anthozoa, Scleractinia, Poritidae. The record is from the annotation of a GenBank genome assembly.
AGCGAUGAUAGGGUUUGUUUAUGCUGUUUUUGCGGGCUUUUGUGCAGCGACUGCUUCAACAUGUGCCAAAUUAGCAAUGUCGCCUGAGCUUCAGAGGAAUUUUUGGUGCGAUUUGUUUCUCCAAAGAGUGGCUGAGAGUCCCUCGCUUUCAUCAGUCUGCGAAACGGUCAGUUACUCCGCUUUGAUUCUUACUUUAGUAACGUAAUUAGUGUUAUAGAUGAUCUGGGUGCGAAUAUGUUUAGUUAAGUUCGGUCCUUUUGACUUCGAAAGUGUCGGUGAUGGAGCUAAUGAACCGGCCCGCGUAUUAAACUGUCAUAGUUUGGUUACAAAAGAACGGGGGGAUCCUGGGUGGGUAUCCCGGGGGGGAGAGGGUACUCGACCAGUAUUUGGAUACUGGUUUGAAACCCGGAGCUUUUUUAGGACACAAAAUCCUAAAAUACAAACCCUGUUUAGGACAACAUUCACCCCGUCUUGUUUUAAAGUCGUUUAUUGGCAAUUGCAAUAGAGCAAAUUCACGUUAUAGUCAUUAAUGCUUUUGUAUACUUGUAGUGCAGACAAUUACAAAUUUUAUCAAGCAAGUCAAACCAAUCAUGCAGGCAAUACCCUGUUAAUCAUAAGGACCCAUAAGGACAUAAUUGUAUACCCGUUUUUUUUUAGGACAGAGAGAGUAAAAAUCAUACACUCCAGUGGCACAUCCCUGUAUAUGGAAUUGUCUUUUAACUAUUUUCAGAUUGUCAUAAUUUCAAGAGUGUUAUCUUUUCUUCUGGUGUUCUUUUUCAAUGCGUUGAUGUGGACACUGUUUGUCAAGUCUCUAAGAGGCUCUUCAUCUUCAGCAACAGCAACAGUGAUAAAUACAGGCUCAAAUUUUAUCUGCACUGUAAGUACUGCAAUCUUAUGUUAUUUGGACAACCAUUAUUAAUGAUAUAAAUUAGGAGGAAUCCAGCCAUCAGAACUUAGACAGGGAUAGGUUUGUAAUUUUAUGAAUCCUUUAAGUGAAGGACAGUUUAAUAAGGACAGAGUGGGGGUUGACUUUAACUGGUCAAGAAGAAAGACAGAAUUUUUUGAAAAGCCAGCCAAGCAAUCAAAAACAACAGGAAGUGGCUACUCAGAUUGAAAUUUAUGAAUCAAGUGAAUAUAAUUUUUAUUUCUCUUUUAUAAUAUGAAAAUAUACUUCUUCAAUUUAUGAAACAAAAGCAUCUGCUUAAUUUAUUAACUCCAAAAAUAUUUAUAAGUUCCAUUUAUCUUUUAAACAGUUUUUCAGAACUUUUGUUUUGGUACCUCUAUGGAGCUUUUUAAAGUAUUACUUCUAAAAUAAAUAUUGGUGGUAUCAGUCAUUAGAUGUACUCAAGUGACUGAAUCAUAGAAGAAAAUUUUCGGUGCCAGCAAAUUUUCAAUUUCACGCGUGUUUUGCCCAAAUCCUAAUAAUAAAGGAUUAAAUUAUUGGUAUUGGCAGGGUAGAAAUUGAUAUGCAUACAUUUAUGAAUAAUGAUUAACAUAUUUUAUACUCUUAGAUUGUAAAGUGAUGUAGCUGCUCCUUUAUCUAGUAGCUGACUGUAUGUUGAUUCCCUGUCACUAAAAACUACACGCAGUGCAGGCUUAUUCAAUGCAAUGACUCAAGUUUUUCGAUAUUCCCAGAGCUACAGAAGUGCCAUACUACGGAACAAAUUUACUAACUGAAAAUGUGGCAGAACAAAGGCCUUAUACAAUUUUAACAUGGUGGAGGUGUUUACACGCUUGGGUUAUCUUAUCAUCACAUUCAGUUGAUUGUUGACUUUUUUACAAAUAAGCGAGACUUGCUCUUUCGUGUGUUUAGGUUUUCUCAAGCGUCUUUAAAUGCCCUGACAUCUUCAUAAUUUUUUACAAAAUUCAACUUCAUUACCAUCUAGGCACUGAGACCUAUGGAAGGUUGCCAUGGCAAUUUGUAACUUCACAUGUGAAAUAUUUAAUUAAAUUAGUUGCCCCUCACGGCGCACUGUGCUCAUAAGCGGCAUGUAACGCCUGAGGCUUUUCCUGCACAUUUGCUCUAGCUCUCCAACUGACUCUCCUUGAUAUUUUGCUAGCGCAAUCUCAAAUGCCCUUGAGACCACCUUUUUUAGCUCUGCUAUCGCGAUGAAAUCUCGGAGGGUGCUCCUGGGACAACCUGAUAGGCGAUAGGCAUUGGCCAUACUGCAGUUGUUAUCCUUCAUCGUUUGUAGAACUUUGUCGCAUCGGGAGUGUAUGCUGCUGAGGCUGUGGCUACUGAUGCGGGUCGAUUGCUGUUGUGGUGGGUCUGGAUGCUGCGGUUCUCUGACUGAAGAACUGUUCCUUGCUGACUGAAGCUCUUGUUUUAAGCUUGCAAUGAGUUUUUUGGCCUCAAUGAGUCUUUUCUCCAGCGUCUUUAUGGCUUCACAUUUUGUUCGAACCAGGUUGGCCAGCUCUUCGGCAUCAUUCACUGCUUCUUCGUGCUCUUUCUCCUUUUCCUCCAACUGCUGUCCAAGGAGUUUCGUUUCUUUUUCCUGAUUUCGGAAGGCUUGUGCAAGUCUUUGGUGGUCUUUCAGUAAGCUGUCAUACCGCUUCUGGAGAUCUUUGUUGUUAAGUGUCGGUUUGCUGUUGGUCAACUGUCGGUUAACUGUUGGUAUACUACUGGCCGACAGUUGGCCAACAGUAUACCGACAGUCGGCCGACAGACUUUCAGGGGAGCUGUUCUUCACUUUUACCCAUCAACAAUAUUACUUUCAUGUGGUCAUUGCACUCUGGCAGUGUUGCUUUCUAUCUUGAAAGAUCAUAAAAUAGUUCCAAUCUGUUGUUUAAACUUAAGUCAUAUAAGAGCAGAGUUGCUAAAGGUGGAUUAUCUCUUGCAGGCUCUGUUGGGUUGUUUGCUGUUUGGUGAGGCCUUGACCAUGAGAUGGUGGUUGGGCACAUCUCUGAUCCUAACAGGCUUGAUUCUGAUUCACUAUAACAGUGUACCGUUAACUAAAGAACAUCCAGAUGUCAAGAAAGAGUAA